Molecule: messenger RNA, 2290 nt
Organism: Lasiosphaeria miniovina
Lineage: Eukaryota; Fungi; Ascomycota; Sordariomycetes; Sordariales; Lasiosphaeriaceae
Exons: 5
Coding region: 314-2098 (594 amino acids)
Source: RefSeq, a predicted model, not a curated record
CUGGCUAAUUGGAACAGCAUGCUGUACUGCCUCCGCUUGUGCAGAUAGGAGCCGUCUUAGCUCGAACGCCGUCGUCUUUGUCGGGGUAGUCUUGAGCAUUUUGGAUAACUUCCCUGUACCCGACAGCUGUCUCACUUACCUGGCCCCCUCUACGAUACCUGCCAUCUUUCUUACCUGGGACGGAUAUAAGCUUCCCCAGCGCCCGUUCCGUCACUCUAUUUCCACCUUGUCAAAUAUAGCCUUGACAACUCGCAGCCCUGAUCAUACUUAUCACCUGGGCCUCUUUCAGGUCUCCACGAAGCCAGCCGCAACCAUGGUCUUGAGCGGUCAGCAGCCACGGCCGCAUUGGCAGAACGACAGGUCUGCUCCUGAACAUUCUCCAAAUGACGAUCGUUACUACGAACUAGGAACCAUCAGGCCUCCUCCUCUUACUAUCGACCGAGCCCUUCGAGAGCAAUGCCAGAUCAAUGCUCAGUAUUACUUUCUUGCUGCGCGUCUUGACGAUGGCAGUCACCAAUACUUUUCAGGUCCCAGACGCCUGGAGACAUCUGAGAUUCGCAAGAUUUUCGACAUGGAUAGGUUCUUGCAUCACCAAAGACGAGGCCCAGCAGCGAGCUCUUUUCAGGACGACCCGGGAUUCCCAUACGAAGAUGUCUAUCACCGCGAAUCCAGUGGGCCAGACUAUGCCGGCCGUCGGAGUUACGACCGCCGUCGUGUUCAGACGAUAGACCCUUUCGAUGAUGAAGGCGGGCGGCGGACGACCCGGAAACGACCAAGGGCGCAAGUGUACGAACGCGAUCUCGAUGACGAUGAGCCACCUGUGAUGGUAUCGUCAAAGAAGGGCAUCAAGAUUGGCAACUCUGAGGAAGUGUGGAGUUUCUACGACCAACGCUUCAGGAAUUGCCAGCAAACAGCUUGCAAGCUUAUUGCCAAGAUCUUCGUCAAGACGAUCGCACCCAAGAAGCAGUCCAACAACCCCUACACUCAAAGCGACGAAAGAGCUCCAGAUUGGUGGCCGAAGCCUUGGGGCACAACCAAGGACGAGAAGGUUCGGCAUAAGGAGCCGGACCAUCUGUGGAAGAAAGAGCGGCUCUAUCUCCUAAACCACAUUCUACGCAUGGUCGUCGAGCCCAAUGCCAAACAGCACAAGGAUAUUCAGAAGCUGGACAUUAACGUCGCCAAAUUAGAGGAUGUGACAAUGGAUGCGCUGUCUACCUGGUUUGCCGACAAGGAGAAACCCGGCAAUGCCAAGAAAAAGCCUUAUUUGAAGGAGAUAUUUAAAGUUGCCAAGGUCGAGGAGCAGUACAAGAACGGCGAGAUAGAUGGAAAUACCGAAGUCUUUGUCAUGGCAGAUGAUAAAAUACCAGACAACUACCAGUCGGACGACGAUAUUGCCCAGUCUAAGGAUGAGGAGGAGAAGGCCCACUCUGUCACGUCUUCCCGGGUGUCGCCCCCCAAGACGGCUGCACCUCACAGCAUGAUGCCGGCCCCAGGAAACGACCACAGUCCAGCGACCAAUGUUCGGGCUUCUUCCUUCAUGAGCGAUAUACCCGUCCGGGGUAUCCAGUAUCCGCCACCAGUAAUGCCAUCAGACUUGGGCUCGGAACAGCACUCGUACGUUGAGAGUGGGAGCAUGACGGUUGGGGGGCAGGCGCCGCUUCACACACACGGCACGAUACAGAUGCAGGACAUGAUACCAAGCGCGCAUGAUUCGAGCCGCCGGCAGCCCUUGUAUAACUCGCCAGCAGAGCUGCCCGGGCCCUCCGGUGCUGGGCUUUACUCUAGCCAUUGGCAACAAGCCACGACAGCUCCAGGAAACGCGCCAUUAUAUGCCUUUACUCCACAUCAGCAAGCACCGCAGCCGCCAUCGGGGGCCUUUGUCCCGCAACAAGCCGUUCCGAUCAACCAGAGCCACCAAUACUCUUUCAGUGAGUUACCUCACACCACCAACAUGUUUCGAAGCAGUAGUAUUGGCCAACCCCCCGUUCCUCAGGGACAGAGCUACCCAAAUUAUCUACCUCACCUACCGCACGACGGACGAGCAGUGCCAAGCAGCGGUCUGAAGAUGGCACCCCUGAACCGGGGCCCGCUCCAGUAACGAGGAUGAUGUCGCUGGUUUCAAGCCGGUACGCAAAUUGCUCUUUACCCAACUAAACUGGAGGGGUUACACUCGAUAAAAACAUGCCGCCUGCGCCUCGUGGGUGAAAACAGCAGUGUCGGGUGGCCGACAGAGUGAGAGGGGUUCACUUUAGAUCAACAUGUAUCUCAUAAAUCGGGGAACACAAUUCCG